This is a messenger RNA of Oncorhynchus masou masou (cherry salmon), 9693 nucleotides long. Its product is annotated as thyroid hormone receptor alpha-like. NCBI's taxonomy places the organism in Eukaryota, Metazoa, Chordata, Actinopteri, Salmoniformes, Salmonidae. Gene Ontology annotation, biological process: negative regulation of transcription by RNA polymerase II; positive regulation of transcription by RNA polymerase II; thyroid hormone receptor signaling pathway. The record is from RefSeq and is a predicted model, not a curated record. Gene Ontology annotation, molecular function: zinc ion binding; RNA polymerase II cis-regulatory region sequence-specific DNA binding; nuclear receptor activity. Bases 653 to 1921 code for a protein of 422 amino acids. The transcript has 12 exons.
AAUAGUAUAUCUCUUGAUUCCAUUUCCCUGUCGUGGCAGCCUACCGAAACGUUACUGGAGCACCUUUUUACACACACCUCAUGGGAAAUCCCAAAUAACGAGCACCUUGUGACUUUGUUUAAGUGCAAAUUAGGAACCGCACGAGACGUUUUGACGGCAAGCGGCGCUUUGCAGAGGAAUUUUUAAAAUAGAAAAGCCCGGUACUGUGCAGUUGCAUACCCUACCACUCCACUUGCGCUUUAUACGGAGUGGCUUUGACUUUUUCAUCCUCGUUUGUCUCAAAGCAACCGUAUUCCCGUCCAAAACAGUAGAAGAACCUGACGGUUGUGACAUUUUAACAAGAAAUUUCACCUGGAAAUCAAGUGGAUCCAAUUGUUUCUGGGCGGAGGCCAACGGUCACACAGAACAAACUACAGGCCUGGGGAUAUCAUUAACCUCCACACACAACAGGAUACUGAUCUUGUCCGGUCCAGUCCAUUCGUCAGUCCUAGGGCCAGCACAGGGGGGUCGCUCCGGAGGCUAGAGCCCGCCCGGACCGGGACCCUGUGAUGUCGCACUGACUGACCCCCCUACCUGCGAAUGACCAGCGAGCGUCCGAGGGUGGGGCCCGCCUCAGUCUCGCAUGAUUGGCUGUUGGAUGGAAUUAAGGUGAAUGGAACACAUGCCCAAGGAGCAGGACCCUAGCCUAUCAGAGGGAGAAGAGAAACGGUGGAUCGAUGGCCCGAAAAGGAAAAGAAAGAGCAGCUCAUGUUCGGUGAAGAGCAUGUCUGAAAUGAAGGGAUACGGACAGACUGGAUCAGAGAAUACAGGGUACAUCCCCAGCUACCUGGAGAAGGAUGAACCGUGUGUGGUGUGUGGAGACAAGGCCACUGGCUACCAUUACCGCUGCAUCACCUGUGAGGGCUGCAAGGGUUUCUUUCGGCGGACGAUUCAGAAGAACCUCCACCCCGCCUACUCCUGUAAGUACGAUGGCUGCUGCAUCAUCGACAAGAUCACCCGCAACCAGUGCCAGCUGUGCCGCUUCAAGAAGUGCAUCGCAGUGGGCAUGGCCAUGGACCUUGUGCUGGACGACUCCAAGCGGGUGGCCAAGCGGCGUCUGAUCGAGGAGAACCGGGAGAAGAGGAAGAAGGAGGAGAUGGUGAAGACCCUGCAGAACCGGCCAGAGCCCACCGGCUCGGAGUGGGAGCUGAUCCGCAUGCUGACCGAGGCCCACCGCCACACCAACGCACAGGGCUCCCACUGGAAACAGAAACGCAAGUUCCUGCCGGAGGACAUAGGUCAGUCUCCGGUGGCCCCCACAUCGGACGGAGACAAGGUGGACCUGGAGGCCUUCAGUGAGUUUACCAAGAUUAUCACCCCUGCCAUCACCCGCGUCGUCGACUUUGCCAAAAAACUGCCCAUGUUCUCGGAGCUGCCUUGUGAGGACCAGAUCAUCCUAUUGAAAGGCUGUUGUAUGGAGAUCAUGUCGCUGCGCGCCGCCGUGCGCUACGACCCAGAGAGCGAGACACUGACCCUUAGUGGCGAGAUGGCGGUCAAGCGGGAGCAGUUGAAGAACGGCGGCCUGGGCGUGGUGUCGGACGCCAUCUUCGACCUGGGCAAGAGCCUGGCGCAGUUCAACCUGGACGACACGGAGGUGGCGCUGCUGCAGGCCGUGCUGCUCAUGAGCUCAGACCGCUCGGGCCUGACGAACAUUGACAAGAUCGAGAAAUGCCAGGAAACCUACCUGCUGGCGUUUGAACACUACAUCAACUACCGCAAGCACAACAUUCCCCACUUCUGGCCCAAGCUGCUGAUGAAGGUGACAGACCUGCGCAUGAUCGGGGCGUGCCACGCCAGCCGCUUCCUCCACAUGAAGGUGGAGUGUCCGACGGAACUUUUCCCCCCUCUCUUCCUAGAGGUCUUCGAGGACCAGGAAGUGUGAGUGGCACCCCCGGAGGAAGUAGUGGAGCAACUUGAGGCAUCUUGGGAAAGGAAGGGAUGUUUUUCUGAAGCUGGGAAGGAUUUUGGCAGGACUUGUGUUUUUCCGACAUUUACGUGGUAAACAACAAACAACGCAACCAGCAACAGGAGUCAAACAAACAGGAUUUAAUUUUUUUUGACCAACCACCUCUUCAUACCUGUUUUUGGGAAUCAGUUUGGCGGCCCUCCCUGUCUGAGCACGGUGUUUUAUCCAGUGGGAGUUGCAGCCCUUUGCCAAGGCCAACACACACAGACACACACACUCUGGCUCCCCUCUCAGAGCCCUAUUGAAGGCACCUCAGUUGUCACACAUUGCCACUAGAUGGUGUUCUUUGCAGGUUUGCACCUGUUUGAAUUUAUGGCACCCAUCUUUUAAAACCGGUCAGUUAAUUAUACUCCCCGAAUUAGUGUAAGACAAUGAUUCAGGAGAUGCGUCACUGACAACACACCGGGACACACAGAGGUACUGAGUGUGCCAUAUAACUCCUACCGUAGAGCAAAGCUACUAGUACCUACAAUCAUGGCUGAACACAACUGAGCCAUUUUCAGACUGGACCGUGAGCAUGUUUUUAACCAAGUCAGGUGCUGUAUUAUAAGGCUACUCCAGUUGUCUGAAAUGUGUAAAUGUGUAAAACUACAGACCACGGCUCCGUAUCUACCUUUGGUUCUGUCAUUAGGCAAGCGCCUGUGACUGGCACUCUCUCAAACACACACACACACACACUGGGCAGACCUGCCUUGUCAUUGCCUGUGCUUCUGGUGCCAACAGUAGACCCUCUCAUGAAUGACAAUUGAGCCCUUUUCUCUCCACGGAAGGUCAUAACAGUGAACAAAAGAGAGAAAGAAGGAGAAGCGCCACUGGCAGGAGUUCUCAGAUGAGAGGGGGGAGAGAGGGAAGAGGGGAGGAGUAGGGGAGAGAGGGAAAAUAUAGAUUUAAUAGCUGGCAAGCAGAUUCAGUGCCUGGAGACUGAACAGCAUCCUGAAACACACACACACACACACACACACACACACACACACACACACACACACACACACACACACACACACACACACACACACACCUACCCUCAGAAACUCAAAGCCUUAUUUACUGUAUAUACUGCUGUGCUGUAGCCCUGACCUGCAGGGUAAGUAAGUCUGAAUCCGCGCCUGUGUGACUCAGCUCAGUAUGGCCCCUUCAGGCCUCCAUACUCAGUCGUCGUUACUGUAGGGGUCACUGAGAAAGGGCAAGGCCAAUGACGGCUGCCAUUUACCUCAAAGUGGGCACACCCUCAAGGCUGGGGCGCCGCCAGGCUCUACCUCACCUCUGGACACAGGGCAGCUGCCCCCAGCCUCCUCCCACACACACACACACACACACACAUACACACACACACACUUUUAAGGAUACUCAACAAACACACAUAGGCACGUGUGAACUCGUAGGCACACAUACAUUAAGACAAAUCACACAAACACAGGAUACACAAUGUCAGUGUUAUCACUCAGACAAAAGGAAAUACCACUGAAGACAGGAGGGCCUGCCUUUCCCUACGGUCACUUAUCUCUUUUUUGGGGGAGGGGAGGAUGGUAACCAUUAUGUUCAGCUUUUCUCUUUUUUGUUAUGUGGGACCAAGUUUCUCAAUUUGGAAUUUGGAAUCACUCUCCUUUUUUUUCUUCUGUUGAAACUGAAGCAAAUCAAUCACGUGACGGAGUACAAUGGACAGUCCAGCUGUCGCCCUGGAAGAGGAGCGAUACACCGUGAGGAAGCGUAGAACCCCAAGGUGGCCAGGCCGUAACUGGCUGUGUUUACCACUGUUUUUGAGGGGGAAAAAGUUCAAAUACAACAUAUUUUUAUUGAAUGCCAAGCAGUAGUUUUUGAACGAGUGCACGAGGCGGAGGGAGGGAGGGAGGGAUGAAUGGAUGGAUGGGUUUCAGCACCCCGGGAGCAUGUGGAUGAACGCCUGAAGACACGGGCGGAAUCGGGAUGGCGGGUACUCAUAGCAGAUGGCCAAGCGUCGCUGCCUCGACCUCAACCGCCGUAGGAGGAGUCCAAACUCAACCUCAACCACUGGAGGAGGAGUCAACCAAGAAAUCCACUGCAAGCAGACCUCAGACCGCUCUGGUGGAGCAGCCAGAAUCCCCUUCCAUAGUGCCCCACCCUCCCACUCCACUAGUCUCCCCACCCCCGGCCCUGGCCCAAGCAACGCUGGUCUGGGUUUUGCACUACUGCAGUGGUCCAAACCCCUCUCCCCACCCUCAUCAGCAACUACACAACCUAGCCCCAACUCAUCUGUCAGUCAUGAACCUUCCUCUGGGAGUCCUGGCCUACUCUAAUGGAGGCCCACUGGGACGGGGCUCCCAACCAACCCCGUCACAUUGUCAGUAUUAAAUCAACAGCCUUCCUCCAACCGUUACCCACUGGGCAGGAGACGUCCCUGGACACCAAACGGAAUCUAGGCCUCUCCCUUGUGAGACAAGGAUGGCCAUAGCAGCUCACUUAGGGUGGCGUCGCUGAAUGAAUGUGAACAGCGAAGCAGCAGUGGGAGCGAGUGAACGAGAGAGUAGGAGAGAGCGAAGGGAGCGGGACAGAGAGACUUCCUUCCAUCCUUCAUCUGGCAUGGGUUAGAGGGGGAUCGUCGCCCGUUGUCGAAGCACCGUUUGUGAACUUGGAGAAGGGGGAGAUGGCAGUAUAUCAGAUGGUCUCCCCCUUCACUUCUGCAUUGUAACAUUUAAUCCCCCCCCUCAUAAUUUCCACAAAUACCCCCUUCAGCUUUCCAUAAGGAGAACCACCAACUUUCAAAUGGAGACGAUCGGCAAGAGAAACAGAAUCGGCACUCAAUGGAUUAAAUUCCAAGCUUCUUUGAAAAAGAAUCAAUAACAGAAAAAAAGUUAUCGCAAUAGUGAUGUCCUUCAUUCUCGUGAGCCGAUUGGGUAUGUGUGUGACAAUAGGGGUUGAAAUGCUGCUUUACCUUCUGAGGAAUUUGUUUUUUGGGGGGGGGAAGUAUAUGAUUAUGAACCCAGAAAAGCGAAAUGAGGAAAAAGAUGACUUUAAAAAGACUCCUGAACAAAAGUUCAACGCUUGGAGAAUAAGCAGUUUCUUUCUCUCUACAUUUUAUCUCAAUGUUAUUUUUUGUUGAUGUUUGUUUAUGACGCUUAGACUGCUCUGUGUAAAACGGGGAAAAAGAGCAGCCGUAGUCACUUUUUGACGAUGCGUGCAGUGUAACGUAGACAGAAAUGUCACUUAUUUUUCACAUCACCUAUAGUUUGUGUUGACUUCUCUGUUGUCUGUGUAUUUGUCCGAUUGUCCGUCCCUUUUAUCAAGAGGAAUUUACAACAAACAAAAACAGGAAUAUUUUCUUUUUAUAUAUAUUUUGUUUCCUUUUUUUUUUAAUGAAAGACGACUUUGAAAAAAAAAACACAAACAGGAAAAAUAAUGCAACCCAAAAAAAAAAAAGUUUUAAAAAAUGAAACACAAUCUUCUCAUACCUCACACAACACAAAACUCAAAUGAACUUGGGAGGAGUGAUGAUUCACGGGCGCAUGUGGAAGUGCGCAAAACGAUAUGUGCUUGUGGCCCGUGCGCAUAUGCAGUGAUUACAGAAGACUUACCCUCAAGCCUUUGCGCUUGCUACCUAUUAAAUUGGUUCUAGGAGGAUCGUGGAUAGGACACCUAACAUUAGUAAAGUCUUGCAUCAUCAUCAGAUGCUGAAAUGGAUUGCUGGCUGGCAGUUGGCCACUCCCAGAUAUUUCCAUGACCAUAGAUAGUGAAGCCAAAUGUGAAUGGCCCAGAGCUUGGGGGAAGUCUUUUGUAAUGGCUGAGUGCUCUAUGGUAUUGAAUGUAGCUGACAGGACGGGGCUGGAUUUGAGCCCGGCACCCACAACCUCACUUCCGCUCACCAGCAGAACGGAUGGUGGUGUCACAUCGAUGUUACACACAAACAAACUGAGAAUAUUGCCCAUCUGCAAGGUGCAAUACUUUUUCACCCCCCCAAAAAAAACUAUGUUUGAUUUUUAUUUUGUUUGAUUUUGGCCAUAACCAAGGACGUAAAUUCAGAAAAUGAAAUAUGAAAAACCAGUAUAUGUACAAUCAUAUGCAACACUCACAAACUGGAUGUUGAGGCUUGAGCACUUCCUUGCCAGCUCCUGCAUCCCGCCAUCUUGUAAAGUAAGAAAAAAUGCAACGUCUAUUAAUGCUUCAUACAUCUGUGUGUGUGCUUGUGUGUGCACUCUCACAUGUCGACCCAUAUUCACAAUUACCCCAUGACUUUAUUAAGCUGACCCUGUGCCUCUUGUUCUCAGAAAGGAGAUAGCUAGCCAUCCCUACAGUAUGUCCAGGCAGCAAAUCUUAAUGCUUUCAUGGCUACAAUGUGUGUCUACCUACAACAGACUGGUCUCUCCAUGGUUAAUGAUGAGAGUGGGUAGAGAGUGGGGGGGGGGGGGGUAUUGACCUUAAACAGUGGUUCUCAACUGGUUUUGUCCCGGGACCCAAAAUGAAUCCGGUUGUCUCACUCGCGACCCAAUAUUUGCAUCGCGAAAAAUAAUUGCCAACAUACAAUCUGGAAAACUAUUAUAUGACGAGAACCACAUCCCCCGCCUCUUUCAUUGUCAAUAAUACAAUUUUGCUCAUAUUCUUGAUGAAGAAUGUUAAUAAACUCACUGGCUUGAGACCCACAAAAUCAACCAAAAUAGUGCUGCUAACAGCUCUAUAUUGAAGAAAACAUUUUCAGAGAUUAAAUCAUUUACACAUUUAAAUUCAUUAUCACACUUUCUACCUGGUUUAAGUCGUUUAAGUCAGCCUGGAGUAUUUAUUUAUUUUUAUUAAAAAAACAGUGAGAAUCAUUGAUCUAAAGUCCUUAAAUAACAAAGGGUAGGGGAAUGUCAAGACUUCACUAAUAUUCCCAAUAUAUCAGUUUGCCUGGCUACUGCCCACUACAUUCAUUUAGGAAAGCCCAUUAAAUGGAAUCCCCCAACACCCCUGUUCAUUCAUCAGCUGUCUUAUCAUGGUUCAGUCCAACAGGUUGACACAUGGGAAGAGGGACAGGAUUGUCUGUGAUGUUUUGUUUUUUGGGGUUUUGUUUGCUCCACCUUUACCAAACAAAAAAAGAAACGCAAGUAGCAAGAUGUCUAUGCAAUUCCCCUCCAACCCUUCCAAAAGCGUGCUCCCUUUACUGGCGAGCCAGCCUGCCAGCCAUGCUUAUAUUAAAGCGGUGUCAACCUUGUCUGGAUUCCCCCAACUCAACUGCAUAAAUCCCAGUGAUUCUUAUUUGAUCUGGGAGCAAAGACCCUUGCUACUCUGUGUUUGCCGAGGCUCAGGGCUUUCAAGUGAAUGGACCCAGGUUUGACGGGAUGCCCAAAGGCCUUGUCUUCAUUCUCCAACCAUGACCUAGCUCACCGGUUGGUGCCUGGGGACCAGCAAGCCCACUCGUUGAGAUGGCAAAAGGACAAGUGGAGUUGGAAGGACAAUGUUGAUAUCAUAGAAGAUUGGAUAGAGUUGUGCUGUUGUAAACUGCUCCAGAAUCUCUGUGCGUGUGCGUGAGUACGUGCAUGGCUGUAUCUGUGUUACAGUAUUUGUCUACACGAUACAACACUCUCAUGGUUCGGUGGAUCAAUUCAGUGCUACCAAACAAGGCCCAUGCAGCCUCAGACGUGAAUUGUGUCUUUGUGUUUUUCUUUUAGAAAUUAGAGUGAAAAAAUUCAUCACUUGCAUGGUUGAGCGUUAAAAUAUUGAAUCUACCCAGUAAGCAAAAUUACGUUGAAGAGAUGUCGAAAGUACGUAUUUUCCAGACGUGGAAGUAAGGUUCAUUUUCCAUUCUGAAUGGAAGUUGAAAAUAUGUAACAUUUUAUAUAAAUUAUAUAACAUUAAAUCAAUUGAAUAUUGGAAAGAGGAGCCAUCAGAAGAUUGCAGCAAAUAUUAUUUAUUAUUUCCUCCACCGGUCACAUGCGUUUAUGUGAGCUUGAUGUUCCAAGCAUUCCAACCUACAGAAUAAACCAGCAGACCACGGUUACAGAAAUAUUAUUUUCUUGCUAUGACUGUGAUAUGUUGUUGUUUAUCUACCUUAGUUGACUGUAAGUCUGUGGAAUGACCAAAAUGUACAUGUUAAAUGUAAAAACAGACACUUGCAAAGCAUUCUGUGUGUUAUUUGUAAAUAUAAAAUUGAACCUUUAUUUAAUUAGGCAAGUAAGUUAAGAACAAAUUAUUAUUUGCAAUGACAGCCUACCCCGACCAAACCCGGACGACGCUGGGCCAAUUGUGCACCGCACUAUGGGAUUCCCGAUCACGGCCGGAUGUGAUGCAGCCUGGAAUCGACCCUGGGAAUGCAGUGACGCCUCUUGCACUGAGAUGCAGUGCCUUAGACCGCUGCACUACUCGGGAGCCCUAAUGAGCUCCGCCCCCAAACAAGUACAAAUUUGGUUGGUCCGGACCACACCUAAUCUGAACAAAUCAUAGAUGUCAAGGCUAUGUUUCACAAGUUGGAACAUAACAGUACGUUACAGCACAGUACAGUAGCUACAGUACGGUAGAGUACAGUUUAGUUCAGUAGAGUAUAUUAGAGUAAUGUAGGGUAAAAUACAGUAUAUUAUACUGUACUAUACUUUACUGUGCUGUACUAAACUAUACUUUACCCUUCUUUACUUUAAUGUACUCUACUGUACUGUACUGUAAUGUACUGUGCACUGCUGUACUUGCUCUCCAAACUUGUGAAUCAUAGAUGUCUUUGAUUGGUUCAGAUUUGGUCUGGCUCAGACCAAAUCUGACGUAUAUGUUUGAGCCAAAUUAACGCCGGUCCGGACCAAAUCUGAACCAAUUAUAGAUGUCUGUUUGGGCCAAAUAAAGGCCGGUCCAGACCAGACCAAAUCUAAACCAAACAUAAACGUCUAUGAUUGGCUCAGACUCGCUCUGGUCCGUGGACGUUAAAACCGCACCAAAAAAAGAGGUCCGAGGGUAAAGUAAAGUAUAGUCCAGUAAUCCAAAAGACGUCAGCGUAAGUCCGUGCUUAGUGGGUAGUGGCCAAAUUAAUGUACUUCAAUACAUUAUGGUGCUCAGUGGGAGGUGAGUUACGUACGUUGGUGAGAUGCGAUUGGCAGGAUGACCUCUAACCUCUCCUCAUGAUGGUCAGACACCUGCAACUCACGAGACACAGGCGAAUGCACUGAUGAACGAGCCAAGUUACCACAUCAACAAGACCGCUUUAACUGGCCGUGCACUGACAUAGCAGCAUGUACGUAGUUGUGAUGCACUCUCAAUAGCCUAGAUUCUAAAGGCUGUCUGGAGAAUAUUCUAGAAAAGUAGUCGUUGAUUGUGUUAGCAUGAAGACUUUAAAUACACUGAUUGCACCCGAUAAUGGCCAAACAGCGCUUACAUUUGAACUGUUACUUUGAACUAGUUGAACCGUUAUAUAAGUGUUGGUGUAGCCUGGAAGCCACAGCUGUUGACAAAAAAAAAAUGUUUAACCAAUGUUUCUGGGUAAGCUUUUAAUGAAGUGAAAUAUCUGAGUGAGUGGUGCUGGUCUUGUCAGACCCUAUUAGGUUGUUAUCUGUGAGACAAUAUGAAUUUGCAUGAUUAGUUUUAACAUGCACCCACCCAUGAGAGUGUUGGCUAGAACACAGUGACCCAUUCUACACACACACACACACACACACAAUCGCAAACACACACUUGUUUCCCGGACUGGAUAAGAAAGCUAUUGAAGGAUUCUCUCAGGAAAAAAUAACAUUUUCUAAAUAAAUGAUGAUAAACAUUAGAUGAAC